AUGAACAACAACAACGAACUCUAGUUCUUUGAUCUAAUAAAGGCUAUAGGGGCAUUUAUUGUAUACUUUGGGCACACUCUGGUCAAUCAUCCACAUAUGGCUAAGAUAACUCCUGCCUAAUGGACGAUUACUGUAUUUGGAGCACAUUAAACCAAUGAUGCCUUUUUCUUUAUCUCAGGUUGGCUCUCGAUUAAAUCUUUUGAAAGCAGUAUAAAAAAUCAGCCAAACUAAAGCUAUUGGCAAUAGUACUGGGGUUUUACCUCUAGGAGAAUUUAUAGAAUGGCACCUCUAUUUUAUUUGAUAGGCUAUAUAUAGCAUGACUUCUACAGAUGCACGUGGAAGGAGUUCUUUCACUACAUUACUUUCACUCAUUAGUUUUAUGAUGAGGGCAAAAUAUCAGUCAUGCAAAAGUACUGGUAUGUAAACUGUCAAAUGCUUUUAUUAAUUGGAUCACCUCUAAUGUUCAUGCUAGGCCGGUAAUUGAAUUUCUUUGGCAAAAAUGUUCUUUAUAUUAUUCCAGCUGCAGUAAUCUUAUUUCAAGCACCUAACAAAUUGGUAUUUACAAUACAAGACAGAACAGCAGCUUACUUUUUAGGAAUAUUAUCAUAUCAUUACAGCUUGAAAAUGAAGGAUUUCAACAUGCAUAAGUACUUGCAAAUAUUCAUUUUGAUUAUCUGUUUUCUGGUAUACCCACUUAUGAUAUAUAAAAUAAUCUUUUUGCCCUAUAACCUCAAGCCAUUGCCAUUUUUAUUGUGGAUUGUUAUAUUUACACUUGUCGCACAGAAGUUUGGGCCAACCUUUUUCCUUAAUAAAUUAGCCAAAUUUAGAGUAGUGCAGAUAGUUUCCUCGCACUCAUUUGAGCUCUAUAUGAUUUAAUCAUUGUAUCUCUUUAAGUACCAAUUGUUUGAAUAGAUCAAAGAAAAUUACAGAUUCUAAAUAGAUAGCUAUAAAACAUUAUAUGGAGUUAGCAUAGCCUCAUUUCUGAUUACCCUUAUGCUGUCAAAGCUUGUUCUAAAGUACUUUGAAAUGCCAAUUUUAUCCUUAUGCAUGAACACAGAAGCUAGAAUAACUAAAUACUUCUCUGGCAAAUUUAACAAGUAUGCAAUCAUGAUGCUAGGAUUUUUAAUAUACUUUGCUUUUGAUAGAAAUAUGAAUAUCACUAAUAGCUCAAGAAUAAAGGACUGUGGAAGUCUUAAAGUAUUUGAUGAUAUAUCCUUCAAUUAACAGAUGAAAUAAUACGAGCUUUAAGUACUUGAAAACUUUCAAGAUUUCAAAAUGGAGCCUUUUGUUGAUAAUGAUGCAGGUUUGAUUUUAAGAGAAGUCAGUGGUUCAUUUGUUAGAAAGUAAUCUAAUGAUUCUACAUUUAAGUAUCAGUUUAAUGAUGGAUCUAAAGGUUUAGAUAUCUACGGCUAAGUUUUAUUUAUGAGAGGACAUGGUGCUCUAGGCCUAUUUAAUCAAACUUUAAAUAACUCACUACAAUACUAUCCUUUCACUUUUUAAGCAAGACUUAAAGACUACAUAUUCUCUUUUGAGUUAUCCAGAGAGAAUUAAUCAGAAGGUUUUAAUUUUGUUGAGUACAGAGCUAAAUAAGCAGCUGUUGCGUAAUUCAAACCAGAAAACAAUAUUUCAAUCUCAAUUCAAAGUGAUGUAUCUCACAUUAUCAUGCAAAAGAUAAAACUUCAAUUAAAUAAAAGCCUCAAAGAAAACCGCCUAACUAGUGAUUAUGCUAGCAAGAGAUCUAUCUUGCCUUUGAAGGACUUAAAUGAUUUUGCAACUUCUUAGAGUUUUAAGGAAAUCACUUUUGCUUACGAUAAAGUAUACAUUUGCAUGAGUAAUGAAGAAGCUAUUGAUAAACAUACAAAUGAAAAUAUUACUAAAUCAGAUUUGUGA
Molecule: messenger RNA, 1890 nt
Organism: Stylonychia lemnae
Lineage: Eukaryota; Ciliophora; Spirotrichea; Sporadotrichida; Oxytrichidae
Source: the annotation of a GenBank genome assembly